Rubroshorea leprosula is the source of this 2075-nucleotide messenger RNA. Lineage: Eukaryota; Viridiplantae; Streptophyta; Magnoliopsida; Malvales; Dipterocarpaceae. The record is from the annotation of a GenBank genome assembly.
AUUUUCUUCUUCCUUUUCUAUUGUAUCGAUUGCAAUCUUCUUCUUUUAAUUCCUGCAAUAUUCUCCAAAAUCUCUGCAAUUCAAAAAUCUUGAAGCUUUAUGCAUCAUAUGGGUAGAGUCUAGUUGAAUUCCGGAAGAUGGAAGGCGAUGAUCGGGGUCCCAAGGUGUUGCCGGAAGAGACCCAGGUUUUGAAUUCUAGGGUUUCUGCUUUAUCCCUCAGGGAUGACACCGAUAACCCGAGCUGGGAUUCGCCCAAGGAAAAUAUGGUACUUGGAUAUAGGAAGAUGAAUUAUGAUUCAUGUAGCCAUGUCGCUGCUGAUGACAACCAACAAAUGAGUGUUUCUAAAGAAUGUCAUGCUAAGAUACCACCUCACGUCCUUGAGGAGUCUAAUGGUAAGAGAGAAGAGCAGAGAGCUGCUGUACAGCAGAAGCCUGGAAAAUACUUCUUUUAUGACUCCCCACUUUCUGAAGAUACGGGGGUUUGGAUACCAGUCUCCGUUCCACCUAUGCUUGAAAAUGAUCAUGACGAAUGGGCCAGAGGUUUCCACUCAAAUGGGGGUUACUUCCCUGAUGGUGAUAUGGGGUGGAGCCAAUACCUUGGGCAAGAGAAAGAGUUGACGAUGUGGGAUGUGAUAGUGGAAUUGAUACUUGCAGCCCGUGGAAAAGUCAGUGCUUUCACUGCUGGUGAUAUUCAUAACUUUUCAUGGGUAUCAAGUCAUAUACUAGAGCAAGCAUGGCAAGAGAUGGCUCAAACUCUGACUGAGGCUAAUUUUGGUAAUGUAAGGGAGAUUCUUGAAGCAGAGCCACCAAAGUGGUUGGCUGACAGUGCUGCCUCUGCUUGUAUGUUGUGUGGGGUGAGGUUUCAUCCAAUCUUGUGCUCGAGACAUCAUUGCAGGUUUUGUGGAGGAAUAUUUUGUGGUGAAUGUUCUAAAGGAAGAAGCUUGUUGCCAGCAAAAUUUCAUGUUUCUGAUCCCCAACGUGUCUGUGAUGUAUGCUGUGUGCGGCUUGAGACUGUCCAACCAUAUUUAAUGGACCAGGUAAGCCAUGCUGCUCGUCUGCCAACCCAAGAUGUAACAGAUCUUAGUACUUUGAGAUCCUGGGUUAAUUUUCCAUGGGGACAGUCCAUGGAUUAUGAAAUUUACAAGGCCACAAACACGAUCCGAGGUUAUCUCACUAAGGUAGGCUCUUUGAAGCCUGAGAAAUCAAUUCCAGAUGCCAUACUUAGAGAUGCAAAAGGCCUGGCGAUACUAUCAGUUAUGAAAGUUGGGGUGAUGGUUACAUACAAUAUCGGAACAGGACUCGUAGUUGCUCGUAGAGAAGAUGGCUCGUGGUCUCCACCAUCUGCCAUUUCUUCAUUUGGCAUGGGAUGGGGAGCUCAGGCAGGUGGAGAGUUAACAGAUUUUAUUAUAGUUUUGAGAACAAUUGAUGCUAUCAAAACAUUCAGUGGUUGUGCACAUCUUUCUCUUGGAGCUGGUUUGAGUGCAGCGGUUGGUGUUGUUGGAAGGGCAGUUGAAGCUGAUGUACGAGCUGGUGAUGGGGGUUAUGCUGCUUGUUAUACUUACAGUUGCAGUAAAGGUGCAUUUGUUGGGUGUUCACUUGAAGGAAGCAUUGUCACCACCCGAUCACAAGUGAAUUCACGGUUUUAUGGAAGCCAAUCAAUAACUGCAUCAGAUAUACUACUUGGCACAAUGCCUAGGCCUCCUGCUGCUGCAAUUCUCUACCACGCACUUGAAGACCUAUUUAAGAAGCAUGAAAUGGAAGUGCUGGCACUUGGCAUUAAGGGCUUCAACAUGAAGAUGGGAAUCCAUUAAGCUAUAAAUAUUUUUGUGCAUAAUCCAUCAAUCGCUUCUGCAGUAUCAUUCUUUUCUGGUUAUACCUCAAUGCCAGAUUGGUGUACAGUAAAGCAAUAUAAUGUUUGCAUUAAUUGGGAUAAUGAAGGAAAAUGUUCUCCUUCAAAAUGUACAGUGACAAGUAUUUGUGGAACUACAUAUACCUGCUCGGGUUGUGUGUGUAUAUAUAUAUAUAUGAUUCAAAAUUAUUCAAAUGGGUCAAAAGAAUAAAUUCGAAAUAAUCAU